AUGGGCUGCCCGUGCCAUUCGUCGCUGUCAUUAUUUUCGUCGUCCUCGCAAGUGUUCUGUGCGUUCAAAAAAUUGAUGUUUUUUGUGUUGGCCCAACCAAAUCUGGACCGGAAAAGGGUCACAUUCCUUCUCCCGGUCGGUGCGCGACGUUGUUCCUUUGUGUGCGAUACACGCACCGUGGUACCGGGCCCGUAAAAGGCGUAUUGCUCGUCGCGUCACAGUGUGUUUGCUGCUACUGCUGCUGCCGGAAUCGUUUCGAGACAGUGCUCGCCCGUGCACAAGCACACGGUGUGUGAAAGAAAGUGUGUGUGUGUGUAUGUGCGCGCGAUUCUAGGUGAAAAUAACAAAACCGGGGUCGGUUGGUAGAAGGAAAAACGGGCCCCCACCUCCCCGUAUUGGUGUAGUGCAUAACCCGAAAAGGUGACAUUGGGUGUGUGUUACAAAGUGAUGUUGACGGGGUUUUCGGUGUGUCUGCGUCUCCGGUUAGCAAGCUCCAACACCCGGAUUCCGAGACAUCCUUCACAUCAAACAUACAGCUUCCCGGUGCGAAAGUGUUUCCAUGCGGCAUCCUAAGCUAGUGGCACUCGACGAACCAGCAAAGUGAAAGAUACGUUUCCGUUGUUGUCACAGGAGCCCGAGCCUAGUCUGUGUACUGGCCCAGAGAGUCUUCGGUCCGACGUUGGAAGUGUAUGUGUGAGUGUGUUUCGCUCCUUUCGUCGCACUCGUUAUCCUUAUCCAAAACCGCAGUUUCCGUUCGUGUGAAACAGUACGCACACACUGAAACAUUCGUGAAGGUGCUAGAGUUUUUUCGCUGUGGCGAGUUAGGUGUGCAAGUCUGUGUGCGCUGUGGAAGGAGCAAGAGCUGCUGGUGCCAAAAGUCACGCGGAAGAAAGUUCCCGGUGGGAAAUAGCUAAUGAUUAACGAUACACAACCAAACAGUGCGGAGCUGUCGGGUGUGUAGCGGCGGUCUUCAAGGCAGUAAAGAUUCUAACAGACGUCUAACCCCACAUCGGGUUCGUGUAGCGGAUGCGGAAGUGAAACGCUUGAAGAAGGGAACCUCGUGUGUUCUUGAUUUAAACGGUGCACAGUGUUAGUGUGUGAAUGUGUGUGUGUGUGUGCAAGUGGUACCUGUAAAAGGAAAACCUCGGGGGAAUUCUAAGGGAUAGGAAGGUGAAUCGUACGGUGUGAGACUUGUGUGUGAUAGAUUUGUGUUUCCGGUGCUACACUUCCUUUUUCGCUGGUUCGGCCUGGAAGUAGUCCCUCGUACGUGGUUUCUAUUUUGGUUUGUUGCUACAACAGCAGCAAAAGAGAAAGGCAACAAAAAUCGCUUUUCCCUCCCUUUUUUCUUCUGUAAGACUUCCGGGCGUGUAAGGAGCUUCGGCUGGUUUUGUGGAAGAUCGUUAGCUGCUACUGCUGUUGCUGCUACUGCUCCAGCAAGACUCCCCAUCACACUCAAUCAACGGAUUUCGGAUCAUUCUUUGAGACAGGUGUUAACAUAAAAGACGGCCACCAUAGAGUUGACAUCUUCCGUGCUAUGAUGGGAUCUUCUGCAUUAUGACAAUAACAACAAUUCAAGAACAAGUGAGAAACAACUUCGGGGCCUCAACAUGAGCUCACGUCACGCCUUCUACACCGUCGAGGUGGGCGACACCAAGUUUACCAUUCUAAAGCGAUACCAAAACCUGAAACCGAUCGGAUCCGGUGCUCAAGGCAUUGUUUGUUGAGUCACACCUUACCACUACUUCUGCCUCGUGUUGUCGUUGUUUUGCACACAUUUUGUGGUUUUAUUUUUUUAAAUUUUAAUUGCCGUAUUUCUCAUUGUGACACAACACAGUCAAACCGUAGCUACCUGCACACCUACCCUCUGUAAAGUUGCGUGUGCGUUGAUUGAAUUCCCUCCAGCUCCGUCCACAGCUUGGAUUGGAUUGCUUUAAGCCUUGCCGGUCCGAGAUUCCCUAUUUGCAAAAGUUUGUAUGGGUGUGCUGUCUAGUCAUACGAAAGCGAAGGACCGAACGAAACCGCUCACAAAAGAGCCUCGGCAGGGGCAGCCGCCGCCGCAGCAGCAGCAGCAGCAGCACACCGUUGCAAACAUGAACCGAAGAGCGAACAACUAUGUGCGGGUCCAGUUCGGGGACACGGAGUUCGAGGUCCCGGAUCGGUACAUCAAUCUCGAGGCAAAAGGCUUCGGUGCCCAGGGCACGGUGUGUGCCGCAUACGAUACAGUAACACAGCAGAAUGUGGCCAUCAAAAAGCUAUCAAGACCUUUCCAAAAUGUCACUCACGCCAAACGAGCCUACAGGGAGUUUAAGCUUAUGAAAUUAGUCAAUCAUAAAAAUAUCAUUGGACUGCUGAACGCGUUCACUCCGCAGCGUACACUAGAAGAGUUCCAGGAUGUGUACCUCGUUAUGGAGCUUAUGGACGCGAACCUCUGCCAGGUCAUACAGAUGGAUCUGGACCACGAGCGGAUGUCCUAUCUGCUCUACCAGAUGCUGUGCGGCAUCAAGCAUCUCCACUCGGCUGGAAUUAUUCACCGGGACUUGAAGCCAUCCAACAUCGUGGUGAAAUCGGACUGCACACUCAAAAUAUUAGAUUUCGGGCUGGCGCGUACGGCCGGCACCACGUUCAUGAUGACACCGUACGUCGUCACGCGGUACUACCGUGCGCCGGAGGUGAUCCUCGGCAUGGGCUACAAGGAGAACGUCGACAUCUGGUCGGUCGGCUGCAUCAUGGGCGAGAUGAUACGCGGUGGCGUACUGUUCCCCGGCACAGAUCAUAUUGAUCAGUGGAAUAAAAUCAUUGAACAAUUGGGUACUCCGUCCCAGUCCUUUAUGGCACGGUUACAGCCAACCGUGCGAAAUUACGUGGAAAAUCGGCCCCGCUACACGGGGUACCCGUUCGAUCGGCUCUUCCCGGACGUACUGUUUCCGACCGACUCGAACGAACACAACCGACUGAAGGCUAGUCAGGCGCGGGAUCUGCUCAGUAGAAUGCUGGUGGUCGAUCCGGAGCAUCGCAUCUCGGUCGAUCAGGCGCUGGUGCACAGCUACAUCAACGUAUGGUACGACGAGAGUGAAGUUAAUGCGCCCGCACCCGGUCCGUACGAUCACAGCGUGGACGAGCGCGAACACACGGUCGAACAGUGGAAGGAGCUGAUCUACCAGGAGGUGAUGGAGUACGAGGCGCGCAAUAAUCUGGCGGAUGGUGAGGGUGCUCCACGGUAGAAACCGGAGGGCAGCUGUACCGUGAGUUCCGGAUCACAGCCAACUUCAGCAACGGACGAGGCAAUGGCGGCAGCAGCAGAAGCAGCAGAAGCAUCAUCAACCACGGCAGCAGCAGCAGAAGAACUGCAGCCUCCAUCAGAGGAGCCACCCGAUGCCAUGUCGCCUGCUGAGGAGUAAGCGACGGCCGCUCCCUCUAUUGCAAAAAUGUAUGUAAACACUUCAAUCCCUGUGUUCCCCCGCCUGGGCGAGUGACGUGGCAACGGAAAAGUCAAGCAAUAAGGCCGGGCCAUUUAGCAAAACAGCAACACCCUCUCCCGUUGGCCGUGUACGAUCGUUGGACUGGUCUGGACUGGUAGGAUCUCCAAGAAGAAGCAGUGACAAAAAAAAAACACAGGUAAGCGUUCGCGAGUGUGUGUGUGUGUGUGUGCUGCAGCAGAAGUGAUAAGGUUUCAAGUAUCUAUCCUAGCGUAGAGAAAGGAAAUGGGGCGUGUGGAAGGUGAUGAUGAUCGGUAAAGGGGCCGCACACCUGCAACAAUAACGCUCUCCUCGCACACAUCCUCUCUCUAUCUCUGGUCAUAUAAUAAGUGCAAUAAUUUUCGUGAAGCGCGCCAUUAAAGCGAUGGUUACACGCACACACACAGAGUGCAGCACAAACCAAAAUUGUGAGUGUGUGUGUGUGCGGGCGCGCACGAACGGACGAGAGAAACGUGAUAUUUACUACUACAGCCUGUGUGGCCAACGUCCUUUUAGUAGAAAUCGGGGGAAAAAUGGAGAUAAGUAACGCCACGUAACAACCACAAGCUCCCGCAUAACGCGUAACGCUAAGCUCUACCACUAUUGCUGCUGUGUGUUGCGGCGUAGAGCUGUGAAGACAAACGACCUUUUUUUUUUACUUUUGGUAAUUUUCGACUUUUUUGUGUAAUUUAUUUACCUAAUCGAACUAAUGACACAGUGGUUUUCAUAAAAGUAUAAAUAAUGCAGCUCUUUUUUUCUCUCUUCAAAAAUGCGACAAGAUGGUGUAAGAGUGGGUAUAAGAUAAAAGGAUUGUUCGGAUUGUAUAAUAAUUCCAUCUAGCUUCAUUUUGAACACCACUCAGCCCAUACAUACACACUGCCCUUCUACUUGAAGUAUAGGGACAAAAAAGACUCGAAAAUAAAGACACAACCCCACGGACAGUCAGACAGACAACGGACAACGGUCGUCUCUCGCGCGCAGGGUCGAGGGACAGAAGUUUUAGGCAAAAGUCAUUUUGAAACCCACACACACACACACACUUCCUUAACCAUCAACCCUUUCAAAAAUCAUUGUGUAAAAAAAAUCCUCACACUUACACAGCAAAGCAGUUUACUAAUCACCUCCAAAAUGCGUACUUAAAAUCGGAGAUUAACCCGGAAGAUUUAUAAUACUAAAAAACCCCAUAGAGCAAAACAUUAUUUAGUUCAGUUACUAAAGGGAUAGUGAAGCGAUGCUGCUGAAGGAAAGACAACACUCGCCCUUCCUUGAAAAAAACAAAAAUAAAAAAUAGGAAAAGAGAAGAGUAAAAAAAAAGAUAAAAAUCAGUACAUUUAACGCUAAAAACUGACUACAAAAAAACAAACGCCGCUACACUUAGAUAAAACGUUUAAACCUUACAACAAAAAAGAGAAGGUUAAAGCCACAAUGGAUAAAUUGUUUAAUUCGACUUGAAGACAGAAACCAGCACACACACACACUUUGAGUAAAAGAGAAGAAAAAAAAGGUGGUGAGCAUGUGUGUGUGCGUGAGUUUUGCGUUACUUUACCACACUGAUUUAAAGCCAGACGUCGGCAGUAGUAAAGGCAGUAAAUAUUACUUUUAGUAAUUCAUAUACUAUACAUAUUAUAAAACUACAAUAAACAACAGCGGCGAGAGAUAAAAAGGUAAGAAACAGUCGUGUAAAUAGCAAACGCAAGGAAAAAAGAAAAACAAGAAAAAGGGCCGUGUGUCAUGCGGACGCAAUUCGCAAAUAAUCAAGCUAAUGCAAAUAAUAAUUACGGUUACAUGAAAGACUACUAGAAACGGUGAAUGCAAAACUAGACAAAAAGGAAUGAAAAGAGUACAGGUUUUGCUUACAGAAAUUCUCAUACUUUGUGUGUAUAAGUAGGUGAUUGCGUUGCGUCAGAGUCCGCUUCCGGGGACUCGAAAGUGAAUGUUUGUGUGAGGCAACCGAACGCGCUGUGUAAACGAGAGUGAUUAGUGUGAUCGAAUAAUACGAGCAAACGGAAGAAGAGCAGUAACACGUAAAAUAUGCAAAUAUCGUCGCUUGGUCGGUACUUCCUGCUGUUAUUAGGCGGUUUUAGAAAACCAAUAAAUAAAUAAACAAAGGAAGAAGGCAAACGAAAGAAGGAGAAUGAAACAUACAAAAACACACACACACACUAAGAAACACAAAGAAGAUAAAUAUGCGAAACAAAUUAAAUUAAUCACAAAACACAGAAACAAAAGCAGCAAACACAACGUUACCCCACCCCCCUGGCCAAGUCUCCAACCGCAAAACCAAACAGCUCCCAUUGUUCGCCCAGCCAGCCAAAGGCCUCCAUUCCUCUCUUUUUCCCCUCUCUAUUUCUAAACACUAAGCAAACACUAAUUACGUUACCUAAAGCGCUCUUUUUCUCCCUAAUCGAAUAGAAGAAGAAGAAGAAGAAGAAGGAAAAUUAAAACAAGAAAAGACGCAAAAAA
Messenger RNA from Anopheles stephensi (Asian malaria mosquito), 5918 nucleotides. It is a transcript of the gene bsk, whose product is annotated as stress-activated protein kinase JNK. The transcript is spliced from 11 exons. The record is from RefSeq and is a predicted model, not a curated record. Gene Ontology annotation, molecular function: JUN kinase activity; ATP binding. Bases 1974 to 3221 code for a protein of 415 amino acids. Gene Ontology annotation, cellular component: cytoplasm; nucleus. Lineage: Eukaryota; Metazoa; Arthropoda; Insecta; Diptera; Culicidae. Gene Ontology annotation, biological process: JNK cascade; protein phosphorylation.